Amphibalanus amphitrite is the source of this 2539-nucleotide messenger RNA. RefSeq lists its product as uncharacterized. The transcript is spliced from 10 exons. The record is from RefSeq and is a predicted model, not a curated record. Bases 183 to 1631 code for a protein of 482 amino acids. Lineage: Eukaryota; Metazoa; Arthropoda; Thecostraca; Balanomorpha; Balanidae.
CUGUGAGGUGGGUGGCUCCGACCAGUCAGAGCGCAGAGCCGGCACACACGUGGGAGACUGGUGUACGAAGGACGGACGAGACGUCGGACUGAGUCGCCGAGUGUGUGUUCUGAGGACAAGAGACCGUUGCAGAACAGGGUACCAGAGCGACCAUUCAAGAUGCCGAAAACUGAAAACUCGGCAUGACCUCUCAUCCAGGUGGUUCCGAGAUGUCACGACAGAAGAGCAGUAGAAGACCGGUGAUCAGCGGCAUCACCGUUGCAUUUGUAGCUUCACUGAUGGCACAGCUGGUGUGGACGGCCGAUGUGGACCGGGACCAGAUCCAGCGGCUCAAGGACCAGCUGGCUGUGGAGACCCGGCCGGCCGGCGAUCAGUUCGUCAGGUUCUUCGUACCUCCGCCAGCGCGGUCACUCAACGAGUUGGACGUCGAUCAGCUGAGCGCGGCCGACCUGAUUCGACCUCUGAACGCGCCCCAGAUACUCUCCCUCGACGUCAAGUGUGGAGCCGACAACAUGCAGAUUCAGCUCAAAUUCGACAGGCCCUUCAAUGGCAUCGUUUACUCAAAGGGCUACUUCUCGUCCAAGAGCUGCCACCACGUGACCGGUGGAGGCGGGAGGACGUCACGCUCCUUCGCCAUCGGCGCCGACUCGUGUGGCACGCGCUUUAGUCGACAUGAGGACGGCAGAGAGUACAUGGAGAACAGCAUCGUCAUCCAGAACGACGCCGGACUGCAAAAGGCGUUCGACUCUGCCCGCAAGAUCCGCUGCAUGCUGCGUCCGCACGGAGCGCGGCAGGUCAACGAGAAGGUGGUGUCGUACGCCUUCAACGUGGACACGCUGCACCAGAAGGAGGUCACCUUCGAGACUGAUGAGGACGUCAGCAAGGCCAACGCGGUGCUGGACAUUCAGAUCGGCCAGGGUCCGUACGCUCCUUCGGUGGACGGUCUGGUGAAGAUUGGAGACAUCCUCACUAUGGUCGUCGAGGCGGAGGGAGACAACGACGUCGACGUGCGCGUGCGACAGUGCAUCGCCAUGAACGGCGACAGGUCGUCCCACGUCAACCUGACUGACGACGUCGGCUGUACGAUGAAGCCGAACCUGCUGUCCCCCUGGUUGAAGACAAGGCAGGACAAGGCGGUGAUGGCCUACAGUUACUUUUCGGCGUUCAAGUUUCCGGAACAGAUGGAUGUCAUCAUUGAGUGUAAUCUGGACCUGUGCAAGGGAGAGUGCGGCGUUUGUGAGGAGGACGUCACUGCGGUCUCGGAGGCUCUGAGCCGGUCUCGUCGCUCGGUCAACGGCUCAUCCUCUGCCACCGAGCAGCGCACGGAGGCCCGCGAGCCGGUCCGCCUCGCCCGGCGACUGCGCGUCGUCGCUCCGCAAGACAUCGCCAUUACAGAGGCGACGCGCACGCUCCUGCCGCACGACACGGCGCUCGACGUGCGCUUCGACACGGUGUGUGUGUCGGUGCUGACGUUCGUCAUCAGCCUGGUGGUGAUUCUGCUGCUGCUGUUCGUGGCCUCAAUCACCACGGCGGUGUUGUGUGUGCGCGCGCGCGGGCAGAACACGGCGCUGGUCACGACGCUGCCCGAAUCGUCGUUCCAUGCGUUCUCGAGCAUCUCUGGCAAGCCGUGAGGGAAGGAGAGGGAGAAUAUAGAUUACCUAUUGGCGACUGAUGCGCAGUGGUAGAGCGGGAGGGGAGGGAAAUUGUCGUGGGGAGUGCUGGGGGAGGCGGGAAGCUGAGGAGCGAGGAAGAGAAGCAAAAAGUGAUGUUGUAGAGAUACGAGGAAAUGUAACGUUGAGUUGUCGGAGGGAAGUUAGGGCGAUCCUGUUCUUUCAGUAACGUUUGUGUGGGCGUGCGAAUGAGUGUGUACUGUGUAUGUGGUGUGUGGGGAAGAGGGUUAGGUAGCAGUGUUCGCAUACUAUUGAUUGUUACUGAGUGGUGUGCAAUUUAUUUUGUCUGGCUAUAUUUGCAGGUAGGGCUUGAUUAAUCAAUCAUGGGUUUAAAGUAAGAUGUAAGAGCACCACCAUCGUUUCUCAGUAGCCCGUUUCGUCCACCGACUUAAUGACGUCUCGGUAGAUGGGUACGAUACGGUUACUGGUUAUGUCACGAAGCGUAUGGCUAUUGGAUAUAAUCGACAAAUCAAGUGUUGCCUCACUCAUGGUGUCAAUGUGGUGCUGUCACUUUUUUGAUCGAUGAUCAUUUCAGGAGAACCGUUGUUUACCAGUCACCUGACACUUAGCGGUUUGAUAGCCCUAAACAGCUGAAUAAGCCAUCGAGGGCGACCGCCUGGCCUUUCGACAAUCACUGGCGUCAAACGCGCUCACUUGACGUGAUAAUUUGCCGUCAAAUGCCGUCAUUCGACGAGGUUAUUUGGCGUCAAAUGCGGUCAUCUGACUCGAUCAGUACGACUACGGUGUGACCUGAGACGGUGUGUUUUCCGGUGAUCUGUACACAGUAUCCGAUUCCGUCUCGGCAGUCGCGAAACAGUGGUCCGCCUGUUUCAGUCGAGUGUCCGUCUGUCCAUGUUGCGUGCUAUGUG